AUAUAGCAAUGGUAACACGUGGUUUGGUGGUGUAUACCUUGUUUCGUAACACGAUGGUUCUGGGUUCGAAUAUCUGCUUUUGUUUUUUUAACGAGUGUCAGUUUCGUAAUUAACUCUUCAUCUUCCAUUUGGGUUUUGCCGAUUCUGCAAUUUUGUUAUUCGGCCGCCAUAGAUUUAAAUUCAAAGAAUCUUCAGUUUUUAUGGAUUUUAAUUGUUGUUUACGUAUCAAAAUUAUAGGUUUAUCAAUACUCAAAAUCGCGAAAAAAAACUUUGGAAAUUCGAGCCUUCUCACCGUGUUUUAGAACGAACAGAACAUGAGAGAGAGAAACGUGUUUGGGGGUGGGGAAUAGGAUAAGUGGGUUAGAUCCGGUUAGUCCGGGCGGAUGGAUAGGUUUAGGUUGAGUUUGUAAAUACUCUAACACCUCAAGGAUAAGAUAGUAUUUGGCCACAUUUUCGAAUUAAAAGAAAAUAGAAAAGUAAUUCAUUUGAAAAGUGGGGCAUAAUAGAAUUUUUGUUGGAGGUUGUAGGGUAACGCAGAAUAAAGUCCAUUAUGGCGUUAGAGCACGUUUAUCGGCAUGUCUUAGCCGCGCUCCUUAGGAUAAUUAAUUAAAAAAAAUUAUGAAAGAUGAAAUUAAAACGAAGGCACGUCCUCUAAUUAAGCCCACGAAGUCACGCCUCUUAGGGCGACGUGGCACUUCGCUAUUGGACAGAGGAACGGUGGAGUCGAGAUUCAUUCAUUCUUUCUUUCCUUUCUCUUCUUGGUUCCUCUCCUCCUCGACGACAACGGCGAUUUCGAAAGCCGUCUCGGUGGAUCUCGUCGACGUCUCUGUUGGUUUCUAUCGUCGACGGUCGAUCUCGUCGACAUCUCUAUCGGUUAUUCUCUCCCCCUCGGUGGUUCGUCGUGGAAGGAAACAACCAAUUCUCUCUCUGUCGGUGGAUCUCGUUGAAGUAACCGGCGAUUUUUCUCCCUCUGGGUGGAUCUCGUCGAAGGAAACGGCGAUUGCUCUCCCUAUCGGUGACUCUCGUCGAGGAAGGAAGACGGUGACCUCUCAAUCGGUGGCUGUCUUCGAAGAAGCAAAACGGCUCUGUUUCUCUCGUGGUGACUCUCUGAGACGAAGACAAACGGCGAUUGUUUCUGAAGGGAAUCAAAAGGUAAAGCGUCUCUUUGCUUAUUUCAACUAUGCUUGUCUUUGAUUCUUGUUCAUGAACCGUAAGAAAUGGAAAAACUCUAAUAUUUUUAAUUUGUUUUCUGUCUUUGUGUCGUUACAUGGAUGGAUCAAGAGGCAUGAUCCUUGCAUGAUCCAUGAUUGAUAAAGAGCCGUGAAGUGGGCACAAUGUUCAUGCCGCCACGAUUGUAAAGGUAAAUCCUUUCUCAUUGAUCUUUGUUAUUGGAUAAAUCCUGGCAAUGAUUUUAGAACUGGAUAAAACCUCUAUCUUAGCUCGGUAAUUGUCGGAUCGGAUCUAGUUAUUGGAUAAAUCCUUAUUCAAUGGCUUACUAUCUCACCGAUGGUAUUUAUCCGAAAUGGACAACUUUUAUCCAAUCUAUUUCACUACCACAAGGUCCGAAAGCGGCUUUAUUUGCUCAAUGUCAAGAAGCUGUCAGAAAAGAUGUCGAGCGUGCUUUCGGAGUCUUGCAAGCUCGAUUUGCCAUUGUUAAAAAUCCAGCACUUUGUUGGGAUAAAGUCAAAAUAGGGAAGAUUAUGAGAGCAUGUAUCAUACUCCAUAAUAUGAUAGUAGAAAACGAACGAGAUCAACACACUCAAUACGAGGUUUCGGAUUUCCAACAAGGAGAAUGCAGCGGAAGUUCACAUGUCGAUCUCACAUAUUCAACAGAUACCCCUACAAAUAUCGCCAAUCAGAUGGGUGUUCGAAUAAGAAUUCGUGAUAAACAAGCGCAUCAACAACUGAAACGUGAUCUGGUUGAACAUAUAUGGCGUAAAUUUGGACGUGAUCAAGACACAACUGAAGUAUAAUGCCGCUUUCAAAUUAUUAUCGUUUAAAAGGUUAUGUGAGACUUUGUUUUAUUUAAUAAAUAAAUUUUAUCUUUUAAAAAAAAUAUUGUUUAAAUUUUAGUUUAAUAUUUUUAAUUGUUAAGAAACUUAAUUAAGAUACUAUCAAUAAACCACUAUAAUUAAGUGUAUCUUAAUAAUGUCUCUUAGCUUAAUGAUAAUCAUUAAAAAUUCAUUAAGGCCCACCUAAGAACCACUUAAGGGUUUUGCCUAUAAACAUGCUCUUAAGUCAACAAAUAGGAAACCUCCGUCAACUUGCACUUGAAAAGUGUGAGAACACAAUGACGAAACUGAAAUGUGAACAGAUGAUAAUUUCUCCUUUGAUUUCUUUUUUUUUUUUUGAAUCUUUCUAUUCAGGAUAUAAAAUCACUAAAGCUGGCUCUGAGUUUCCUACUUUCCCUAUCUCUCUAUGGCAUCUCCAUCUUCUUCAUCCUCCUCUUCUCGCAAUUGGCAGUACGAUGUCUUCCCGAGCUUCAGCGGAGAAGAUAUCCGUAAGAACUUCCUCAGCCACUUUCUCAAGGAGCUGGAAAGGAAAAUGAUAUUUGCUUUCGGGUAAUCUUCCCUUGGGCCUUAAUGUUUUGGGUUCUGCUCUGCGGGGCAUGGACAAAGAUUAUUGGAUAAACAUGCUGUCGAGAUUACAGAAUCGUUUGGAUGGGAAUAUUGAAAGAGUAUUAAGAGUCAGUUAUGAAGGGUUAUCUGACGAAGAUCAAGCCUUAUUUCGUCACAUUGCAUGUCCCUUCAAUUUGGAGAAAGUUGAUGACAUCAAGCUGCUACUCGCAGAUAGCUUUAAGAGUUUUGAAAUUGGGCUUGCAAACCUAGUUGCAAGAUCUCUUGUACAUGUAAGAUUGAACAUUGUGGAAAUGCACACUUUGCUACAACUACUGGGUAAGGAGAUCGUUCGUGAACAGUCCCGCAAUCCGGGAAAACGAGAAUUCAUUGUGAACUCUGAGGAUGUUUGCGAUGUACUUGAAGACUCUGAUGGUACAAAAAGGGUUUUAGGUAUAUCAUUAAAUAUAGAUGAGAUCGGUUGGUUUUUAAUACAUGAGAAUGCUUUCAAAAAGAUGGGUAAUCUCCGUUUCCUAACAAUUUUCACGAAUAAAUAUAAGCUCGACGAAGCGGUCAGAUUGCACUUACCUAACAACUUCGACCAUUUGCCGCCUAAACUCAAACUGUUAUGUUGGGAAGGAUAUCCAGUAAAAAGUUUGCCUUCUAACUUUUGUCCUGAAAGACUCGUCAAGCUCAAAAUGAAGAAUAGCAAGCUCGAAAAGCUGUGGGAAGGAUCUUGGGCAAGUUUUGCAUAGAUUAAAAUGGUUAUUCUUUUACCGUUUAGAUGACUAUCAUGUCUCACUAACUUCUGCUUUGUACUGUGUUUUUCUUUGUUGAGUACAGAACCUUGCAUGUCUCAAGGAGGUGAAUUUGUGGGGAUCUGAAAACCUAAAAGAGAUCCCAGAUCUUUCCAGGGCCACCAAUCUUGAGAAGCUUUAUCUUAACUAUCGUUUGAGUUGGGUGAAGAAUCCUUCCUUCAUGCAGAAUUUCAAUAAUCUAACAAAGGUGGAAACUCUUCCAACCCCCAUUAACCACGAAACAUCCAAAGGCCUCCACGUCGCAGAGUUUUGCAUGGAUAAAUUAAAAUUUGAGAAACUAGUGGAAGGAAUACAGCCGCUUAUGUGCAUGGGAACGACGCUGCCUGCGUCUUUGAAGGUGUUGUUUCUCUCAGAUAUCCCCAAUAUGGUGGCGCUUCCUUUCUCUAUUCAGAAUCUCUAUAACCUAACGGACAUGAAGAUUAUAAGAUGCACUGAUCUGGAGAUUCUUCCAACUGGAAUCAACCUUGUAUCUCUGGAACGUCUCAAUCUCAAUGGAUGCUCACGCUUGAAGACCUUUCCUGAUAUCUCAAGAAACAUCUCAUCCCUUUAUCUACAAGAAACGGCAAUAGAAGAGGUCCCUCCGUGGACUGAGAACUUCUCUAAGCUCAAAUAUCUACUCAUGAGAGGAUGCAGUAAGUUAGAGUACGUAUACCUAAACGUUUCUAAAUUGAAAGAUCUCGAGUUGGUCAACUUUUCGCAGUGUGGGGCAUUGUCUGGUGCUGAUUUGAGCGGUUAUCCAAGUGGCAUAGCAUUGGAAGGAGAGAUUACUGGCACGGAGUCACAAGCCUCCUCUUCUGGUCUAGACAACAAUGUCCCAAAAGUCGAGUUCAGUUUCAUCAACUGCUUCAAGUUGGAUGAAGAAGCUGUUCUUCAACAACUCUCUUACGAGAAACUCAUCUUGUCCGGUGAAGAAAUGCCGUUGUACUUCACUCACCAAACUACGGGAACCUCUAUGGCCUUCCCUCUUGUUCAGACCUCUCACUCUCCACCAUUCUUCAGGUUUAGGGUUUGUGCAGUGGCUGUUUUCGACUGUAAGCCCACCUCUGGUACCAUUGGAGUCGUUACAAAGGUGAAUUGUCAAUUCAAAAGCAGACUCGGAAGUUACUAUGAUGCCCCCUAUCAACACGACUGCUUCUUGGUAUAUCAGAACGGUAGUUAUCUUCUUUUACUAGACUGUGUUGUCCCUCUGAGGAACGAAAAUGCUACUCCAACGAAAGUGGACUACGAUUACGUGAAUAUACAGUUUGGUAUGAGUAGUAAUGAGUUCAAAUUAAAAGAAUGGGGUAUACGACUCUGGGAGGACUGUUCAUCAGUGGAAAACCGACUUGGUAACACAAACACUAUUCCACAAAUUUGUGAAGCCGAUGAAGACAAUGUGACGACCUGAAGAAACUUUGAUUCUUUGAUUGUGAAUCUUCAUGAAACUAGCAUGGCAAUGAACCAAGUCGCCUUGCUGGUUCUAAUGGAGGACAUGCAGAGAUUCUUCACUUCCUCCCUGGUUGAAAAGACGCUCUGGGGUAAAAACAAAAUGUCAUAAACCUUCUAAGUAAGAACCUAAAGAUUCUGUCACUGACCAAAGAGUUUGUUCGUUGGUGAUUUCAUACGCUGCCCUUCGUUUUCUAUUUUUGAUCAAGUUAUGUUUUAGUCUAUGAAGUGAAGUGUCUGCGGCUCUGUUUAUUAUAGUUGAUGUAAUCUUAUGUGAAAUAAUAUGUUUCCCUCUCUUUGACUUCAUUUGUUGAAACGUUUUGUUUGUGUGUUUUGUUCCUACAAGAGACUUGAAAAAAACUAAUCUGAUGUUCUUCUUUCUCUGUUCUGAAUGGUGUUAGAAUUAAACUGAUUUGGUUGGAA
This is a messenger RNA of Brassica napus (rape), 5221 nucleotides long. RefSeq names its product protein VARIATION IN COMPOUND TRIGGERED ROOT growth response-like. Lineage: Eukaryota; Viridiplantae; Streptophyta; Magnoliopsida; Brassicales; Brassicaceae. The transcript has 4 exons. The record is from RefSeq and is a predicted model, not a curated record. Bases 3534 to 4760 code for a protein of 408 amino acids.